UCUAGAAGGGAAUCCAAGAAGUAGCGGUUCACUUUUUCAGUCUAUUCUUUAAAAAACGGAGCUACAGAAGUUAACAACUUGUAAUUUGAAUAAUUAGUAUAUUUGAAAACUUUCUGGUAAUUUUGUUUGGAUUUCCGCGAGCGACUUCAAAAACCGAUACAUUCAAGUGACAGGCCACCGGUUGUUUUAAGGAGCCGAACGCUCAGUAUAUCCAGGCGUUGGCCCCAUCCCAACACAAGUGAUGUUUGCCAAGGCAACUUCAAACUUUGUCCAUCAGAUCGACCCAGAUGGAACCUUGAUCCCAGUCUCCCGCCUCAAUGACUCGUACAAGCUGAUUCCCUUGGCGCUGGUUGUCAAGCGCAACCGGUUCUGGUUCUGGCAACAACCAAAGUACCUACCAUCUGACUUCACACUCAGUCAACUGUUGCUAGGGGAUGAAGAGUUAAUUCCAGAGUUGUCUGAGAUAGACUUCCUGUCCUAUGAAGGGAAGUUCGGAGACAACCUGAGCGGGCACCUGGACGCCAAGGCUGGGACCGUCAGUGUCAAUGUGGAGGGGCGUGGCUCCUCCAAGCUCCAAUCAUCAUUCGGAAAGCUGAAGAAGCAGGAAGUUGACAUACAGAAGCUACUUCUGGCAUCUAGUGACAGGAUGGUGGACAUGGAUCAUGUGCUGUUGCAGCAGUGCCAGAAGAGAGCAGAGGUGUUUGCUGUGUUGAAGGAGAGGGUCCUGACCACCACCCCCUGCUCCAUCUCAGAACAGGUGCAGGAGCAGACCACCUGCCAGGGGGUUCUGGGACUGCUGGGCAAACUGGGGACCCGGUCUGUACAGGUGUGCGUAGAGGAGAACAGCAGUAAAGACAUGGACAGUGACGUGUGCUUGGAGAUACCUCCUUACACAGUCAUCGCCUACAGCCUCAUAGAGCUGGACAUCAAGAAGGACGGACACUAUGCGCUGUGUCUACAGCAGGGUACUCCUGGAGGAUUUGAGGCAGACUCUGGAAAGACUGUGGCAUCCCAGGAUUUAUUCAAUUCCCUGUGUGUUGUGGACGGUUUAAUGUGGACGCAGAAUGAGAUUUCUGGAGGAUCACCUCUCAGCACAUUGCAGAACAAUUUGCAGGAGUUAGAGGUCCACCUUGAUCACUUAGCGCUUCUGCCAGUGUUGACCCGGAAUGCAAUGUUCAACAUCAUCCGUGAAGUGCUAAUGGACAGAACCACCCUCAUGGUUCUGGAAAGCACGUUGGAGGGGUUGUGUCGAGGUGAGGAUCCUGUCCUAGCAGCUGUCACUCAGCGCACAUCUGUGUGUGCACUUUUGGAGCUUCUCCAGAAAACCCAAACCAAUCCGCUCCAGGUGGACACAGUCUCCCCUUACCUGACCGCCACUCACAUGCUGGUCAGCGCGUUGGAGGCGUUGCCUGAUGUCUCUCUGACUCUGCUGGGAGAAUGCAGCCCUGACAUCCUGGAAGCCCUCAAUACUCUGAUAACCAAGCUAAAGGUGAACGGUCAGUUCCUUCCUCUUGAAUCGCUGCCCCUCCCCCUGCAGGAUGAGAGUGCAUUCCAUUGGGCAGAACAGAUCCUGCUGUCCUCCAAUGUGAUAUUGCAGAGGGAGACAGAUAGGCUAUGGGCAGAGACUGGAAGAAACCCAAGAGUUCUUCCCUUGGUCAUGUGCAUUGCAGUGCAAGGACUUACAUAUCUUCACAAUCAGAAUGGGUAGUGUGUGCGCGCGCGUGUGUGUGUGCGCACGCGUGUGCGCGCGUGUGUGUGCGCGCGUGUGUGCGCGCGUGUGUGUGUAUGUGUGUGUGUGAAUGGAUGUGUUUAAAUUGUAUGACAUUUUGUUUGAAAAUUCUGUGUCAGUUGUGUUUUGGCCUUUUACGCUUAAUGAAUUCUGUACUUUUGUUGUAAUGUAAAAACAUUUUUAAAAAAAGGUGCCAGAUUAUACCAGAUUUGCACAGGCAACCCUCUGGUUGUUUUGUUAAUGUCAGAAGUCAAAUCCACAGGCGACCAAAUCACAAACUGUCAAAUCCCCGAGCGGCUUUCUGUUUUAGUUUAUUACAGACUCAAUUUUAUAAUUUUAAACCAAUCCCGUGUAAUUUUAAACCAAUCCUGUGUAGCCUCAUGGGAAAACGUUCCAUUGUCUGCACUUGAUUGGGUUAAUGGGCUACUAAUCCCCUCACACAAAUUAACAUGAAAACAUGCAUUGGUUUACACUUUCUGUGGCAGUUUGGAACUUUGAAACUGUAAGGAAGGGUGUGGUUCGUGAUAAGCAGACACUGUAGAUUAGACCGCGUCGGUGUCCGUUUAUUCCCAGUCAGCUGAUUAUCACCACCGACCCAGGUGAACACUUCUGCUCACUCAGUCAAGACCAUGAUGUGACCAUAUAAUAUUAGUUGUUUUUUGUUAAAGCCAUAGAGGAAUUCACUGCAGAAUAUGAAAGCAGGAGACAAGCCCUGGUGUUGCCUUUUCCCCUUCGUUUUUGAAAUGCGCUUUAAGCGGUUUUGUUUCUGCAUGUGCAGACAUACAGACGAAACGGCUAUACAGAAGAUUUUUAUAUUCCAAAAAAAGAAUUAAGUUUAAUAUGCAGUAUAUUGUUGCUUGCUUAUCAUUGUUAGCUAUAUGUAAACUAUGGUAUAAAAACAUAAUUAAGCAAAUCCUACACAUCUAUAAAUUAGUAGUGUGUUUUCUUACUUAUUUUUUAAGUUAAACUAUAUAUUAUAGAUAUAUUCCAGAUUAUACUAUUGAGUAAUGUCAGUUGCUGGUAUUGGUAGAUCUAUUGAUAUGUCUUUGUCAGAAUGUUUAUGUCUAUACCAAUAUGUUGCUUUCUGUAAUUUGUACGUGUGUUUACAAUGCUGCCACAAAAUGAUGCAUUCUGAUUUCAUCCAAAUAUACAGUAUAUUUAUA
Messenger RNA from Esox lucius (northern pike), 2892 nucleotides. It is a transcript of the gene gsdmea, whose product is annotated as gasdermin Ea. The coding region runs from base 242 to 1708 and encodes 488 amino acids. Gene Ontology annotation, cellular component: cytoplasm. The transcript is spliced from 10 exons. NCBI's taxonomy places the organism in Eukaryota, Metazoa, Chordata, Actinopteri, Esociformes, Esocidae. Gene Ontology annotation, biological process: programmed cell death. The record is from RefSeq and is a predicted model, not a curated record.